AUGCAAGGUGUCUCUGCUGACUGGAUCGAUGCCGUGCUGAAGGUGGAGGGAAAAAUGCAGAUGCCGUUGUUUAUUUGGAUUCUGCACCUCAUGAAUCUCACAAAAGGCCAAGAUAACACAAGACGUAGUUCCUCCCUGAGCAGACUCUGUCCGACGGGUUGUGCGACAUGCUCUGCCCCGAACGGCUGUCUGUCCUGCAAACCUCGCCUCUUCUUCCACCUGGAGCUGGACGGGAUGCGGCAGAGGGGCACCUGUGUGUCCUCGUGUCCCCGGGGCCACUAUGGCAUGCGCUCUCCACACAUCAGCACCUGCAAAAGGUGCAAGGAGGACUGCUCUUCGUGUUUCAGUGAAAGUUUCUGCACACAUUGUCACCCGGGUCACUUCCUGCUCCGGGGCAAAUGUGAGAACAGCUGUCCAAACGGGCUAACUGAAAACACGGUGCUGCGAGAAUGCACAGAGUGCUCUAUAGGCUGUGAGAUGUGUGUGAGGAGGACCGUGUGUGUGAGGUGUAGAGCAGCCCUCUACUUCCUCCACGGUCAGUGCCAUCUCACCUGCCCGGGGGGAUUUGAGCCUGAUUUGCAGCUUAUGCAGUGCGUCCCCCAAGUGCACUGUGAGGUCGGGGGAUGGACCAGUUGGGGUCCAUGUGUUCACAGAAGGAGCAUGCAGGUCCACAGGAGGGGCCAGGAGACGCGGAACCGACAAGUUCUGCGGUCUCCGAGCGUCCACGGUGACCCCUGCCCACAGGUGUCAGAGAACAGGAGGUGUGUCAUCAAAAAGAGACCAGAGCAGGUUGUAAUAAGUUAG
Messenger RNA from Anoplopoma fimbria (sablefish), 804 nucleotides. Its product is annotated as R-spondin-3-like. The record is from RefSeq and is a predicted model, not a curated record. NCBI's taxonomy places the organism in Eukaryota, Metazoa, Chordata, Actinopteri, Perciformes, Anoplopomatidae. The transcript has 5 exons. Bases 1 to 804 code for a protein of 267 amino acids.